AUGCCACACUCGGUCCAUCCCACGCCACGGGAAAAUACGCCUGACGCACGCGAAGAGCAAGACCUUUCAAGGUUCUGGUGGAACCUCAGCAUCCCGCAGGAGCAAUGGACAGAAGAGUGUCCGCCAUAUUUGCUUGGGCAGAGCGAGAAGGACAUUGGGAUCUUGAGCCGCAAGGAUGAGGAAUUUGCACGAAUUACUUGGCAACAAGUCGAGGAACUAGUUCGGACAAACAACAUUCACCAUUUCCAUCGGUGCUCAAGCCAGCUCCGGGCCUACCUUGGCUAUGUCUACCAUCUCAAGAAAACCUACGGCUCUGUUCUCUCAUAUAUCCAACAACACCGACUCCAUUGGCCCACCAUCACUCCCAGCGGAGAUCCGCCAUUCUAUAACCCUUCAGACUACAAGAUUCUAUGUAACGACUGGCCGUACUUUGUCGAGAAGGGGAUAGAGCAUCUCGUCGUAUGGACGAAAUUUCAGAUCGACGAAGUUGAAGAGACGGGGGAGGUGACCCCGGAGGCGAUGAGGCAGGUCGACGAGUUGAUUAGGAUGACGUUCUGCGAGGGAGAAACUGGAAAGAGGAUGGAGAGAGAGAAGAUUGUAUGGUUCAAGAACUGGAAGAUUUUAAAAAGUGUGCAUGCGUUAGGCAAUCGCUCUUCCUCAGAGGACCAACGAGAAGCGAACGAUGAGGACACUAUGGUCAUCGAACCCGAGCAGGGAAACAUCCUGUUACACAUCAUCUCGCAAUUGCGCCCUGGCGCCGACCUGUCUAGGAUCACCCUCCCAACCUUCAUCCUCGAGGAAAGAUCGAUGCUGGAAAGAAUAACGAAUUUUAUGGCACAUCCUGAUACACUCCUCCCGAUGCCCUCCAUUGACGACCCGAUCGAACGAUUUGUCUCGGUCGUCAAGUUCUACCUCAGUGGCUGGCACAUUAGACCUGCUGGUGUCAAGAAGCCCUUGAACCCCAUCCUUGGGGAAACAUUUACUUGCUGGUGGGAAUAUCCGGACAAGACGCGAGGCUACUAUAUCGCGGAGCAGACCUCGCACCACCCGCCAAAGUCUUCGUAUUUCUUCAUGGCGCCACACCACCAUAUUCGGGUUGAUGGUACUUUGAAACCCCGCAGUAAGUUUCUGGGGAAUUCGGCCGCCAGCAUGAUGGAAGGCAUAUCGUACUUGAGAUUCACCAACAGAGGAAAGUCCAAGGGCGGCGAAAAAUACAUCCUAACGCAACCCAACAUGUACGCUCGAGGGAUUCUUUUCGGCAAGAUGAAGUACGAAUUGGGCGACCAUUCCUACGUGCGGUGUCCCGAAAACGGUCUGGCGGCAGACAUUGAAUUCAAGACCAAGGGCUGGGUUGGAGGCACCUACAAUGCCAUUGGGGGUUCUAUCAGAAAUGAGCGGACGGGUGAAGUCCUCUACGAACUGUCCGGAUACUGGUCCGGCGAGAUGACCAUCAAGGACACCAAGACUGGCCAAAAAAAGAUCCUCUUCGACGCCACGCAUGCCAAACACGCCCCGCCUUUGACUCGACCGAUCGAGGAACAGGGAGAACGAGAAUCUCAAAAACUUUGGAAGUCGACGAUACAGGCGGUGCUCGCGAGGGAUCACGAAGUCGCUACGGCCGAGAAAGCAAAGAUCGAAGACCGGCAGAGAGAAGAGGCUAAACGGAGAGAAGAAUUGGGUGUUGAGUGGAAGCCCAAGCUGUUUCGAAGAGUGGAUGCACGACCUGGAUCCCCUGAAGAAGGCGAGGAGGAUUUGGAGUGGAUCAUCAACGCCCAUUUGGAUCCUAAAGCCAGCCCGGAUGAGUUGAUUGAAAAGAUCCUUUCAAUAGCUCCGAUACUUCCGGGUCAAGUUGUGGAAGACUCUGAACAAGACACAAGGCGCCACUCGCUCCAGCACCGCGAAAAUACGACUCAACAAGCCACCGGCCAUCCUGAUCAGAGCCAUCUACACGCCUCGGACAAUCUGAUUGAUUUCGAUUCUCGGCCACCAAGCACAGCGCCGCCGGAGGAUCACCCCAAGCAGCCACAUUCACAACCACAACAGACCGCACAGCAGAAGACAGCGAAUUUGAUGGACGAUGACAGCGAAAUGUCACACAUGAACAACCAAAUGUCGAAGAUGAACAUGCAUGAAGUCAUGACCCGCACGAUCCUCGGCGUCGGCGCACUCCUCGGUGUCGGGGCGCUCGCCGUGACCCAGCUGUCCAUCCAGUCCCAGGAACGCCAGUACAAGAAGACCCUGCAGUACAUGCACGACGGGCGGGAGAAGAUCCAGGAGCGCAUGAACCAGAUGGCCAACAGCGUGGCGGGGAAGAAGUAA
Molecule: messenger RNA, 2319 nt
Organism: Fonsecaea erecta
Lineage: Eukaryota; Fungi; Ascomycota; Eurotiomycetes; Chaetothyriales; Herpotrichiellaceae
Exons: 9
Coding region: 1-2319 (772 amino acids)
Cellular component (GO): cytosol; membrane; cortical endoplasmic reticulum
Molecular function (GO): sterol binding
Source: RefSeq, a predicted model, not a curated record